Messenger RNA from Corylus avellana, 1329 nucleotides. RefSeq names its product BON1-associated protein 2-like. The record is from RefSeq and is a predicted model, not a curated record. NCBI's taxonomy places the organism in Eukaryota, Viridiplantae, Streptophyta, Magnoliopsida, Fagales, Betulaceae. Gene Ontology annotation, biological process: defense response.
GACAAACCUAAUACCUCCAAAUUCUAAUGAAAACUAAAAGAGAAAAUGGCAUCUAGCCUCUUUUUUUCUUUCUUCUUUUUUGGUAAGAGGGCAUCUAGCGUCUUUAAAUUACUCAUCACAUGACAUCACGUGUCACUAGUUGACUCCACAAGCUUGAAAGAUUCAUAGUUCAAUGCCCACAGGAGCCUCCCGCCGUUUAAAUUUCUAUUUCCCAUUCUAUUCCACGAGGAAACUGCACUGUGAGUAACCCCAGAAGUUCCCAAGAACUCUCUUUCUCCAUGCCCUGAACUAUCAUAUAUGUGUGUGUAUAUAUAUAUAUAUAUAUUAUAAUUAUAUUAUAAUUAUAUAUAUACAAGUCCAAAAACUCUUCAAUAUAUACCAAUACAAGCACUGAAACAUAACACAAGCCUAGCUAGUGAUCCACCAUGUCGAAGCAAAAUCAUCAGCCGUUCAUCCUGGAGAUCACUAUACUAUCAGCAGAAGGCCUCAACACCAGCUCUGCAGCUCUCUUUUCACACCGGAUAAGACCCUUCAUCACCUUCACCACCGCCCUACCCAGUCCGUACAACCCCAAGAAGGGUGAUAAGAAGUGCCACGUGUACAGUACAAGGGUGGAUGAUGAGGGAGGCACCAACCCCACCUGGGGUGACAAGUUUCGUGUCCCUCUAGACGCCACCUUCUUCACCGACAUUUACUCCUCCGUUUACCUCCAACUCUACACCAAGAGGCUCAUUGUGGGCCAGGCACAACUGGGCUGGUGUCAGAUUCCGGCCCACGACAUUGGGACCCCGCCGGUCGGGUCAGUUCGGUACCUGAGCUACCGGUUACGGGCUAGAGACGGUUCAAGGAGCCAAGGAAUUGUUAAUCUUGCAAUAAAGUUGGAAGCUCUAGACCCCGUCGCCGGCCAAAGGGUUUUUUUAGAUUCAGAAUCGCCAAACGCUGACACGCGGCAGACGGUGAUUGGUAUACCGGUGGCGUUGUCCCACCCGUGGGACUCCGUGAGCGUGAGUUCAAGAUGCUGACCGCAGAGCCGUUGGUUUUCGAAAUGAAGUCGGUGACGUGUCGUGCUUGAGCCUAUCCAGUUGUAGUGCAUCAAUGAUUUGGUUGUGGGGUUGUGGUUGGAUUGCCUUCUAAUGGGCGCCAUUUUCUUUUGUGUUUUAUAAAGACGAGAGCUUGACUUUUGUAUAACUCGCCAAAUUUCAAUCAUUUUUGUUUCGGAUUCCAGUGAGUGCACUUUGGCUACAACGAGUGGCUUUUCCUUGGAAUCAGGCAACUUUGUUCAAGAUUUCCAAUUUCUUUGUAUCAAUAAGAAUGGUUGUCUUAGUGUCA